Messenger RNA from Anopheles stephensi (Asian malaria mosquito), 1507 nucleotides. RefSeq names its product E3 ubiquitin-protein ligase MARCHF5. The transcript is spliced from 3 exons. The record is from RefSeq and is a predicted model, not a curated record. Gene Ontology annotation, molecular function: zinc ion binding. Bases 251 to 1342 code for a protein of 363 amino acids. Lineage: Eukaryota; Metazoa; Arthropoda; Insecta; Diptera; Culicidae.
AUGUGGCAAUAUUUCCAUCGGCCCAUGCAUAUUUGCUAUUGGUCCCCCGUUUCGGUGAACACUGUCAAACACGAUCUGACGUAAAUUUACCAGCUAAAAUUAUUCAACAAAAACAACGCACUUUCCCUGCUAGUAGUUUUUCUCCUUUAGUUAUCUAGUUCAUCGUGCUGCGGGAAAUAGGAAAACAUUUCACAGCGCGUAGCAAAAGCAGCAACAUCGCAACGACUGGUGGCGCAUUAGGUUUGUGAGCAUGUUGACCGACGAACCGGAGGUUCGGCCGACCGACCAACCCGCCGCUGGCAAUGAUCCGGCCGCCGAAACACCAGCUGCCGUACCCGCCAGCGAUCGUCAGCUUGCCACAGCGACCCCACCAGAGGACCCCGAGGAACGGUACUGCUGGGUGUGUUUCGCCACCGAGGAGGAUGACAAGUUUGCACCGUGGGUGCAGCCGUGCAAUUGUCGCGGCGCGACCAAAUGGGUGCACCAGUCGUGUCUGAAGCGCUGGAUCGACGAAAAGCAGAAGGGAAACCCGUACAAAAGCAUCAGCUGCCCGCAGUGUCAGACCCGGUACAUCAUCAUCCUGCCGUCCAUGGGAAGCUUCGCGUUUCUGCUCGAGCGGCUCGACAUUAUCGCGAAGCAGCUGAGCCCGGGGAUGGCCGCGGGUGCGAUCGUCUGCUCCAUCUACUGGUCCGCGAUAACGUUCGGUGCGGUGACGGUGCUGCAAACGACCGGCUUCGAACGGGGCCUGUCCAUGAUGGAGCAGGCGGAACCGAUCGCACUGCUGCUGUGUCUGCCCACCAUCCCGGUCGCGCUGGUGAUUGGCCGAAUGUUCCGCUGGGAGGAUAUUGUGCUGCGCUUCCUGCAAAACCGCCAAUUCGACAUAAGGAAAUAUCCCGUCAUUUCGCUAAUGCUGCCCGUUUCCAACGAACCCAGCCCCAACUAUCCAGAAGCUUACCCGAGUAGCACGAUCAGCACAUCCGAGCCAAUGUCGGUGACGCGCAUCUUCUGCGGUGCCUUGCUGCUACCCACCGUGUCAACAAUAGUCGGGAAAAUAUUUUUCAAAUCGGUGAAAAACGAUCUGCACCGCACACUGAUGGGUGGUUUUGCGUUCGUGGUGGUGAAGGGUAUGCUAAAGAUUUACUUCCACCAGAAGAAACAUAAUCGUGCCAAACAGCGCCAGAUACUGGACUACACACCGGAGAACGUGCGCAAAUACUGGACGCGGAGCCAGCCGGCCGAAGCGAACGACCGUCCCGGACAGCAGCAGCAGGUCCAGGGACAAGCAAUGGUGCAGCAGCAACCGGCCAUGGAAGAGGAACGUGUAGUGAAUGGUGCAGGAUAGCAGCAGCAGCACCCGGGCAGCGUGUGAUAUUUUGUAUGAAGCAGGGGUUCGAACUUAAUGCUACCGUUUUGUUUUUUCGUUAUCAUUUCACAUUAAACUAACUGGAAAUUACUCUUACCGUGCAAACAGUAAUAAACCUUUCCUUUUAUUUCGUUACAUAAAAAA